Messenger RNA from Malania oleifera, 4768 nucleotides. RefSeq lists its product as uncharacterized. The transcript is spliced from 8 exons. Bases 548 to 4450 code for a protein of 1300 amino acids. NCBI's taxonomy places the organism in Eukaryota, Viridiplantae, Streptophyta, Magnoliopsida, Santalales, Ximeniaceae. The record is from RefSeq and is a predicted model, not a curated record.
AAUUUUGCUCCCAUGGAUUCAUGGAUAUUUCGUUUUCCAUUUCGGUGAAUUUCGAAUUUCACCCCUUUUACUUUUCGUAUUUCUCUUUUCCGCUCCAUAUAAAUUGUAAUGUAACAGUACUUUCAGCUUUUAACCGUGUCGCCCCCCGUUGAUAGAGUUUCUCUCUCCCCCCCCCCCCCUCUCUCUCUCCCUCUCCAGUUUUCUCUCUUUAUCUCUCUCCUCUCUACAAAUACAGCACCAAAUCUCAUAGCGAAAACCCCUACGUCCUCUCUCUCUCUCUACACAUCUUUCUAAAUUGUCGAUACCUAUCGAUCAUCGGAUCAUUUGAUCAAACGUAUCAUUAGAUUUCAAUCGCAACGCAAUCUUAUUCACCCGCAAAUCUGUUCUUUCGAUCUGAAAUUUAUUGCUUCGUCGAUCCGCGACAGACCGAAUCAGUCAAGUUUCGAUAGAAUCAGACAUUUUUUCUCGUACCGUAUUCGAAUCAGUGCCGGUUGUUCCAUUGCUUUCGAUCCGUAUCGGACGGUGCGAGGGAUGGAGGGAUUGAUGAAUGAAUCUACGAGAUAUUGAAACGAUGCCUAGUUUAGCGCAGAGAAAUGAUCAAUUCAGUAAUGCGUCAUCUUACUUGUCGUCGCCGUCGGCGUGCUCGAAUGGAUCAGUUUCAUCCCACGGGUUCUGGUCAAAGCACGCCAACGAUAUUAGCUACAAUCAGCUUCAGAAGUUCUGGAGUGAGCUGUCGCCACAGGCUCGACAAGAACUUCUGAGGGUUGAUAAGCAAACCCUUUUUGAGCAAGCUCGGAAGAACAUGUACUGCUCUAGAUGCAACGGUCUGCUGCUCGAGGGGUUUUUGCAAAUUGUUAUGUAUGGAAAGUCUUUGCAGCAAGAAGGAACAGUUGGGCACCUUCCCUGCAACAGAUCAGUAGUACCAAAAAACCUAUGUGAUGGUGGAUCAAGCAUGACUAAUGGGUGCCCAGAUGAAACUCAAGAUCCAUCUGUACAUCCUUGGGGAGGUCUGACUACAACUCGGGAUGGGACAUUGACGCUUUUGGACUGCUAUCUAUAUUCAACGUCCCUCAAGGGGCUUCAAAAUGUAUUUGACAGUGCACGCGCAAGGGAAAGGGAACGUGAAUUGCUUUAUCCUGACGCCUGUGGUGGGGGAGGUCGGGGUUGGAUAAGUCAAGGCAUAGCUAGUUAUGGCCGAGGGCAUGGAACACGGGAAACAUGUGCCUUACACACUGCCAGACUUUCUUGCGACACAUUGGUGGAUUUCUGGUCAGCACUUGGAGAAGAGACUCGACAGUCUCUUCUAAGAAUGAAAGAAGAAGAUUUUAUUGAAAGGCUCAUGUACAGGUUUGAUAGUAAGAGGUUUUGUAGAGACUGCAGGAGGAAUGUUAUUCGUGAGUUCAAGGAGUUGAAGGAGCUGAAGCGCAUGCGGAGAGAACCUCGUUGUUCCAGCUGGUUUUGUGUUGCUGACACAGCUUUCCAAUAUGAGGUAUCUGAUGACAUGGUCCAAGCUGAUUGGUGCCAAACCUUUGCAGAUACUAUUGGAACGUAUCAUCACUUUGAAUGGGCUGUUGGAACAGGAGAAGGAAAGUCUGACAUUUUAGAAUUUGAAAAUGUCGGCAUGAAUGGCAGUGUCCUAGUGAAUGGCCUAGAUCUUGGUGGUUUGAGUGCAUGCUAUAUCACUCUGAGGGCUUGGAAAUUAGAUGGCCGCUGCAAUGAAUUUUCAGUAAAAGCUCAUGCAUUAAAGGGUCAACAAUGUGUGCAUUGUAGGCUUGUGGUUGGGGAUGGUUUUGUUACAAUAACAAGAGGAGAAAGUAUCAGAAGGUUUUUUGAGCAUGCAGAAGAGGCCGAGGAAGAAGAGGAUGAUGAUUCCAUGGACAAGGAUGGGAAUGAGCUGGAUGGAGAAUGCUCACGUCCCCAAAAGCAUGCGAAGAGUCCUGAACUUGCUCGAGAAUUUCUUCUAGAUGCUGCGACUGUUAUUUUUAAGGAACAGGUUGAGAAGGCAUUUAGAGAAGGAACAGCACGCCAAAAUGCACACAGUAUCUUUGUCUGUCUUGCAUUAAAGCUGCUGGAAGAACGUGUUCACGUUGCAUGCAAAGAAAUUAUUACAUUAGAAAAGCAGAUGAAGCUUCUUGAAGAAGAAGAGAAGGAAAAGCGUGAAGAAGAAGAACGCAAGGAGAGGAGAAGAACCAAAGAAAGAGAGAAAAAGCUCAGAAGAAAGGAGAGAUUAAAAGGGAAAGAAAGGGAUAGAGAAAAGAAAUGUUCUGAAUCAAGUCAGAGUCCCAUUGUUCCUGAUGUUGCAAAGGAAGCACCAUCACCAAAUAUUAGUGACAACACUCUCAGCUGCAGGGAUUCAGUUAGUGAGAUGGGUGAUAUUAUUCUAUCCAGGCCUCCAUCUCCAGGAGUUCUAAAUGGGAGUGUCGCUUCAAACAUGCAAAACCACUCUAAUGAUAGUCAUGAUGGGGAAUAUACCUACGAGAAAGAUGGGAGUGGUUCAUUUACAGUUGAGCAAUCAAAAUUUUCUCGUCGGAGAUCAAAAUUUCGAAAAGAUUUUCAAUUGGAUCCAGCAUUGAAAUGGUCUGACAGACGCCGGUUUAUGGUUAUUUCAGAAAGUGGGACUAUGGUUAAUAAACCUGAGCCAAGAUUUCAUGGAGAAAAUACCGAGUCUGCUUCCAGGGGCAUUAAUGGAGUGAAUCGGCAAUUAAGAAUAAAUUCUGUGAAAUCCAAUGCUAGAAAUUGUGGUGUUAAGUUUGGUGAGAAGCUUCAGUGUCCCAACAGCAGCAGGAUGAAUGACAGAUAUGACUUGCAUUAUUGCAGCUGUAACCAACAGGGCGAGUACAGAGCAAAGGUUGAGCCACAUAUUCCUGGGACCAGAUUAGGUCGGGAAGCCAGAUCUGGGAGUAAGAUGGAAUCUGUGUUGGAUAUGUCCAAGCAGUUCUAUCGGGGUAACAAGUAUAAUCAAAUGGAACACAUUCGUGAGAGUUGUGGGAGACCCAAAAACAAAAUCAAUACUGGGAACAAUACUUCUAGCAGGGACUUGCUUCAUACCAAGAAAGUUUGGGAGCCCAUGGAAUCACAGCGGAAGUACCCUAGGAGCAACUCGGAUUCAGAUGUUACCUUGAGGUCAUCUAUUUUUAAUGUGGAUGAACUGGAACCUGGUAAUAAUGUUCUAAAGCGAUCCGGUGCCAUUUGUCCUGGUGAAGUUAUUGGGGAUUUGAGUGAAAUUGGUUGUGAAGAUAAUUAUUUAAAGGAAUCAAGAAUCUCAACCCAUGGUAUGGACAAAGGUUGCCAGAAUGGAUUUGAGGAGGAAGUGAAGAAUGCUUGCUACUCAACCGAAGUUGGUGAUGAGGAAGUUGGAUUAUUCCCCAUCAGAAACUCAUCUAUGAGUGUGACAUCUGAUCCCAACACAAGCAGCAUUUCGAAUUCUGAUAACUGCUCAUCAUGCCAUAGUGAAGGAGACAGCAAUACAGCCUCUUCAAACCUCCCAAAUAUGGAAUCCUCAUCAACCUCGGAUUCAGAAGACGCCAGCCAACAAUCAGAAGGAAGAGAAACUACAGUAUGCAUUCAGAGUAGCUUCACUGAGAGUAGUAGUGAAGUUGGGGCAGAGAAACAACAAAACGCAAAGGGAGGGGAGGCUUUUAGAAGCAAGAUAUCAUCCGAGUUUCCUGCAGAUUGUGAGGGAAGUAAAAUCUCAAGUAAUUUACCCACAAAAAUUGCAGAUAACCCUGAUAAUGGGAAGCCCAUUGUUAAUAUGGGAUCUCAACAACCAGGCAUGCUCCCACCGAUGCAUAACCAAAACAUACACUUCCCAGUGUUUCAAGCUCCUUCAACAAUGGGUUACUAUCAUCAAAAUCCAGUUUCUUGGCCAGCAGCUCCUGCUAAUGGAUUAAUGCCAUUUCCCCAUCCCAACCACUAUCUAUUUGCUGCUCCUCUUGGUUAUGGAUUGAAUGGGAACUCCCGCUUCUGCAUGCAGUAUAGUGCCCUGCCUCAUUUACCAACUCCCCUGUUUAAUCCCAGCCAAGGUCCAGUUUACCAUCCGGUGUCGAAACCCAAUGGGGUGAACACGGAGGAGAAGACUAAGGUUCCCAAACCAGGAGAAGCUAAAGAAGUUCUAAAUGUUGGAGCUGCUAAUGCAGAUGGUGUGGUUCCAAUUGGAUUGCAUCCAGCAGAAGCCCCGCGAAAUGGAGAAAGUGAGCAGAAGGGGAAACCUGCCAAAAUGCAUAUGGGAAACAAUGGCUUUUCCCUUUUCCAUUUUGGAGGGCCUGUGGCUCUUUCGACAGGACACAAAUCAGAUUGUGUGCCUUCUAAAGAAGGGGCUGUUGGGGAUUUUUCUUCGAAAUUGUCGGCAGAUCAUGUUGAGGGUGAUCGUGCAUGUAAUAAGAAAGACACCAGCAUUGAAGAAUACAACUUGUUUGCUGCAAGUAAUGGAAUAAGGUUUUCAUUUUUCUGAUAUAUUAUAACUGAGAAGGCAUGAGGUGGCUGUUGGAGAGUUCAGUCCCUAUCCUCCUCCUCUUGUUGAGCAUUGGAAGUUUGAGUACACUUUGUAAUUUCAGUACACAAUAAUCUUCCUCUGAAAGGUCCAAUUUUAGCAUACAUAUUUUGCUUUAGUUGAUUGCCAUCUUUCUUAUUUGUCCUAUUUUUUCCAGUGUAGAGGAGGAGAGUUUGGUAAGAGUGUUAUAUGCUUGAGGGUUUUAUGUACGAGGUCACUUUUUUUAUCCUUCUUCUUCUUCUUCUUUUUUAAUUAAUGAAGCAUUUGUUGGUUUUAGAA